AUGAACUCCCUCCCCUCCCCGCCCCUCCAGCCCCUCGCCCACGACCUCCGCCCGUACCACAAGUCCCACCCACUCGACCCUGCCAUGGACUCUCUCCUCGCCUCCGUCUGGCACUCCAUCCAACAGUCUCCUCCUCCCAGCCUGCGAGACAUCCUCGAUGCCUACAGAACAAAAGGCGAUGGCGAUCGUGACAUGCUCAUCGCUAUGCUCAACGCCAAGAGCGCCGAGGACCAGCGCAUCGCGUCCCUUGCGUCCCUCCAACGCACUAUGCUCGAAAUGUACCAACCUUCCCUCCACCCCCCAGCACAGCCCAUCCCUCCCCUCCAUCUCUCUGCCGAAGGCCACCAUUAUUCUCACCACCAUCAUCACCACUCCAGCGCUGGCCCCGCGUAUCCGUCUGUCACCCACAUGCCAUCCCCUCCCCACACCUCGUACUACCACUCUCCUCAUCCCCAGACGCGGUCAGGUGACGACGAGCCCUUGGGCUUCCACGUAUCCCACCACCGCACCGACUCGGGCGUCUCGUCCUCGAGCCCCAUCUCAAAAGAAACCCUCCUUGUGUCUGUCGAGUCGCCCUCGCGCAAGCGCCGACGAUCGUCCUUGUCCCCGGGGCCGUCUCGGGACCGUGUGCGAAGGUCUCCGCUUGGCGUCACCACACACGACCUCCCCCUCCCACCAUCACCUUAUUCCUCUGCCUCCUCGCACAGCAGCAGCGGUGGCUCCCCACGCUCCCGUGAGAGCAUGGCCAUUGGCGCCCUGCUCUCGACAUCUCAGCAAGGCCGGAACGACGCCCGCGGUCGACGCUCGUCAAAUGCUUCCGACCGACAUCCAUCGACGUCUGCUCGCGAGGCACGCUCCUAG
Molecule: messenger RNA, 861 nt
Organism: Fibroporia radiculosa
Lineage: Eukaryota; Fungi; Basidiomycota; Agaricomycetes; Polyporales; Fibroporiaceae
Exons: 3
Coding region: 1-861 (286 amino acids)
Source: RefSeq, a predicted model, not a curated record